AUGAAACGCCGCUUGAAAAGUGCAAGGCAGUAUUUAAAGACUGAUUACAAAAUCCACUUAGAAAGGGAGAGUCCUUGUCCUGACCACUGCCGACAAUUUGCCUCGAGUAGUUCCGAACCAGAAUUCCACGGAAGCCGUGCGCAUCAGCACACGGUCAACUGCUGCGAUCGAUGCGAGGAUCUUAAGAAUGUAAUAGCAGACCUGCAGUUGGCAUUUGACGCAGAAGAAGUCAAAUUCAGGUGAUUAUAUGUGUUUACAGUUGAUACCAUCUGGUUUCCUCACAACCUUCGUUUCGUUCUCGAAUGACAUGAAAAGUGUAUGCAAAUGAAGUCAACAAUAAUAAUAAUAAUAAUAAUAAUAAUAAGGACUUUAUUUAUAGAGGGGGACACGUAACAGCUGAAAAGCUGACAAACCUGUGGCCCUCUAACUAGAUUAUACAGCAUUACAAAAUAAUACUAAUAAAUAGAUAAAUAUACAAAUAAUUACAAAAUUCUAUGAUAGAAAUAGCAGGAUAUAUUAAAAAUAUUCAGAAAGAUAAAAUUAAUUUAUAAAAAAUUAAAAUUAGAUAAUGUGCUAUUGCUUAAUAUUGUUUCAAAGUUGUCCAGGUUUCUAUAUGAGCUUAUAAAAUACUUUUUUCACAGCUGUUUUGAAUAGUUUUAUACUAGGCUUAUUUUUGAUAUUAUGGGGAAGGCUGUUCCAUAACUUAACUGCGUCAACACUGAAUGCCUUGCCACCAUCGUUAUUUCUUAGGUAUUUGGGACACACUAAAUUUAAAUUGCCAUGUCUAGUAGACCUAUUGUGUACAGAACUGUUCGUCUUGAGCAAGUCUCUGAUGUAAAUCGGAACAUCGCCUUUAAGGCUCUUAAAAAUCAUUGUACACUUAUUUAGUUUGAUUUCAUCAAAAAAAAAAGGCAACCAGCCUAGUUUACUAAAGUUUAUAACACUUCUAGAAUAAGAGUCAACUCCAAGGAUUACUCGGGCAGCCCUUUUCUGUAACCUUAGGAGACAGUGGAGUUCUUUAGCGUCGCAGAUAUUCCAAACCAUGCUCCCAUACAUAAGGACGGGUUUAAUCAAGGCGUUAUAGUAUAAGAGUCUUUCUUUUAUUGGAAGGUACCUCUUUAUCUUCUUCAAUAAACCAAUACGCUGAGAAAGCUUGGCCUUUAGACUAGAAAUGUGGUCGCUAAAUGUAAGAUCUUGAUCGAGUGUUACACCAAGCAAUUUAUAAGAAGUUACUUGUUCUAUUUCGGCCCCAUCAAGGGUUAUUAACUAGCAGUCAAAGAUGACGUGAAAAAUAACUGUCAAUCUCAGUGUCAUAUCACAAAGGCAGGAACGCUUUUUUUUUUUUUUCAUCUUCUUAAACUUUUAUGAAAUGCUUGAGAACUGAACCCUCUUUAAGGUUGUAUUUACCGACUUGUUUUCAACUGGAACCAUGAAAAGGAUUUACCAAACAAUACGCUAGUUUUCAAAUCUCGGCAAAAGAAAGCAUAUUAUCUAAGUUAUAUUGUUAUACGUCUUUUAGCAGUAAAGACCAGCUGGAAGAAUUACAGUACGAUGUGGAUAACGCAGUUCCUGAUAUUGGUGGAUAG
This is a messenger RNA of Pocillopora meandrina, 1586 nucleotides long. Lineage: Eukaryota; Metazoa; Cnidaria; Anthozoa; Scleractinia; Pocilloporidae. The record is from the annotation of a GenBank genome assembly.